UGCAUGCUCCGUGGGGUCCGAAAUGCGCUCUAAGGUGUUAAACUCUCACCUCCUUUUCCUGCCUCCCCUCUGGUGGGUGUAAGACCCUGUGACCUUUCCACCUGUAGCAGAUCGGACGAAUCUGACCCCUCUCUCAUCCUCAACUCCGCGUCAACAAUAACAACAACAACAACAACAACAACAACAAAACGAUAGAGAGAGACGCGGCGCAAAUAAGCCAACCUGUCGACGUCCUUCAGUGCAUCUGUGGCCACAGCUCUAAUUAUCUGCCCACGCCAGGAUGCGCCGCGCCGCUUCGCCAAAGCAGAGAAAUGUUUCCGCCUGCUUGUCAUUACCGCUCUCUUGACUGCUGGAUGCAGACGCGCCGACGCCGCCUCAGCUCGCCCGCCGCGCAAGUUUCUCCACCGUGCGCCUCCGUGUUUCUAAACACUGUUCAGGUGUGAUCUUCCGCGCGUCUCCCUUCUCCCAUCUCGCCGCCCCUGCAGGAAGUGUCUUUACUGUACAUUUACUAUGCGAGCAGAGGGGCUGGAGGUCGGCGCAGCCCGGGACUGAUCGCUCUCUGACACCGCGCGCCUCUUCCUCUUCCUCGGACGCGUCUUGGCGAUACAAAAGCUGCUGCACCGGAUCUCCUUGGUUAGUGCCAUGUCCACGCGAAAGACGUCGUUGACGGACAAGCAGGCUAAAAACGGCACGUCAAAAUAUGUGUUGGAGAGAUGCGCCUCUAUUAACGAGUACUAUGAUGUUGCCUUCAAGGUGAUGCUGCUCGGAGACUCUGCGGUGGGGAAGACGUGCAUCUUGGUGCGCUUUAAAGACGGGGCGUUUCUGGGAGGAAACUUUAUAGCCACCGUCGGAAUAGACUUUAGGAAUAAAGUGGUGGAUGUUGACAACCUGAAAGUCAAGCUGCAGAUCUGGGACACAGCUGGUCAGGAGAGAUUCCGGAGCGUAACGCACGCCUACUACAGAGAUGCCCAGGCGUUACUUCUACUUUAUGAUAUCACCAACAAGCCAUCUUUUGACAACAUCAGGGCUUGGCUGACUGAAAUAUUCGAGUAUGCCCAGAAGGAUGUGGUCAUCAUGUUGCUCGGCAACAAGUCAGACAUGGCUGCAGAGAGGGUGGUGAAGACGGAGGAAGGAGAGAAGCUGGCCAAGCAAUAUGGAGUGCCGUUUAUGGAGACCAGUGCGAAGACGGGGGUCAACGUGGAGCUGGCUUUUCUCGCAAUAGCAAAGGAGCUGAAGCACAGAGCAACGCAGCUGCCAAACGAGCCCAAGUUCAAGCUUCAUGACUACAUCGAAUCUCAGAAGCACAAGUCUGGCUGCUGCAGGCUCGGGUAGCAGAAGCUGAACGCCACGCAGAGAGAUAAAGGGUAGAGAAAGGAUGGAGGGAGGGAGGGUGGGAUUGAAGAUGGGGUCAAGGUAAAAAGAAUAAAGAUGAAAUGUCAGCUCUCUCUUAUGAAAAGCCAAUCCAAGCAACCAUACACCCCACAACCCGUCCCGAGAGGCGGAUGUUCUUCUGCGCAGAGCUUUUGGCUGAGUGGAAGCGAAUCUGGACUUACUGCCAUCCCUUUGCUGAAAUGUGAAUUUAAAUAGUUUGUGUAAUGUGUAGAAACGUUCGUGAUCUUUGUGGUGACAGUUGUAUCAGAGUACAAAUCAGGAGUAACAAUCUGAAAUGCUAUUCCCGUCUGCAGGGACUCCCUUAACAAGCGGCAGGUUUUCAUGGACCAUCAAAGCGACUGUUGAUGUGGAUAUAGCAUUUUUAUUUUUAUCUUAUUUUCUGUGUGAACUGAACCCUGUCCUUCUGGCCUUACAGUCUCCAUCUGCAGUCGAGAGCUCACAGCCAGGUUGUAGCUAAAUGGCCCCAUCUGUUUUCAUCUGUACUGCUGUUAGGUAGAAUAAAGCCAAUAUUUUGAGGGUAAUUACCAACCUCGUGUCUGUCUGUACGUUCAUAUCAAGAUGCUGUAGAUGUACGGUUCUAGUUAGAACUUCACAUACACUCAUCAUGGAUGUUAGUGUCACAUUUAUUUAGGCAUUUAAUGGUAUUUUUUUAACGUCCUCUUCCUACGUGUGCCGCUUUUCCAACGUUAAACUUCAAUGAUUUUCCAGGAAAGAACUGGAAGUUUAAUUUACGGUGUCGUUCUCCAACUCACAGGGCGUCGAAUUGGUCCUUCAAGACUGAAGAAGACUUAAAUUUGAUGGUGUCUAAUUUUAGUCUAC
Molecule: messenger RNA, 2211 nt
Organism: Gambusia affinis (western mosquitofish)
Lineage: Eukaryota; Metazoa; Chordata; Actinopteri; Cyprinodontiformes; Poeciliidae
Exons: 9
Coding region: 643-1332 (229 amino acids)
Biological process (GO): cellular response to insulin stimulus; protein secretion; neurotransmitter receptor transport to postsynaptic membrane
Cellular component (GO): trans-Golgi network transport vesicle; synaptic vesicle; Golgi apparatus
Molecular function (GO): GTP binding; GTPase activity
Source: RefSeq, a predicted model, not a curated record